Molecule: messenger RNA, 2092 nt
Organism: Paramecium sonneborni
Lineage: Eukaryota; Ciliophora; Oligohymenophorea; Peniculida; Parameciidae
Source: the annotation of a GenBank genome assembly
AUGAAUUAAAUGAUGGAAAAUGGAUCUGAUCAGGGGGCAAUUUAAGCUGCCUUCCCUGGAGAAUUUAGAAAUUUAGCUCCUAUUGGAAGAGGAUCUUAUGCAAAAGUUUAUAGAGCAGAAAACAAUGAUGGAGAAAUAGUUGCUAUAAAAGUAUUGAUUUUUCAAAUUAAUAGGUUAUAGAUAUAAAAAAUAUGUAAAUGGAGAUUAUUCCAUAUAUGAAGAAUGAAAUGAAAUUAUUAUCAGAAAGUGAUAAUAAAAAUGUAAUCAAAUUAUUUAAAAGUCAUCAAUCUAAUGAGAAAUUAAUUUUGAUUCUUGAAGUACUUAUUUAAUAUUAAAUUUUAGUAUUGUUUUUUAGAUGUAGAGUUUAUGUUGAAAAGAUAUUAUAAAGGAAAAUUGCCUGAUGAUUUGGUUAUUAUUAUUUUGAGAUAACUUGCAAAUGGACUUAGCUAUUUGCAUAAAAAUAAAAUCAUUCACAGAGAUUUAAAAUUAGAAAAUUUUGCUGUUCAAUUAACAAUAUAGGAUUAAAAUAAUUUAUAGAAUAAAAAUGAUCUUACAGUAUUUGAGAGAGCGACUUAUAAAUUAAUUGACUUAGGAUUAGCCAAGAAAUUGGAGGAUAUGUAAGCUUAAACAAAUACUUGGGCAGGAACAGAAUUAAAUAUGGGUAUCAAAUAUAAUUAUAAAUAAAGCUCCUGAAAUAUUAAAUGAAUAAAAAUACUCUUUCCAAGCUGAUAUGUAUAGUUUAGGAGUCUGCUUAUAUUACAUGCUUGUUGGUAAAUAUCCUUAUUUUGAUCCUACAAAUAGAACUCCACUCUAAGACUUAAUUAAAUAAGAAAAUGUUAAUCUAAAAUAUAUUAAUAAUAUUUCAUUAAGAAACUUAGUUGAAAAAAUGCUUAAAUAUGAUCCAAAAUAAAGGCUUACCUUUUCUGAAUUAUAUUAACAUGAAUUUUUAAAAUAUAGAUAAGGAGACUUAAUGAACCCAAUUGAUCUAGAAUUGGAUUCUAAUUAAAUCAUUUAUUCUAAAAAAAUUGAGGAAUCAUUUUAUGAAGAAUCCUAAAUAAAGAAAUAAUAAUAAUAAUAAUAAUAAUAAUACUAAUAAUAAUAAUAAUAAUAAUAAUAAUAAUAAUAAUAAUAAUAAUAAUAAUAAUAAUAAUACUAAUAAUAAUAAUACUAAUAAUAAUAAUACUAAUAACUUUAAUAUUAAGAAUACUCAUAAAUUCAAAUAUAAUAAGUAUCUGAAAAUUAAAGAAAAAGUUAAAUUAAAACAAUUAUGAAUACAGAACAGUAAGGAUAUUUCUAUGAUUUUCUGAACCCAACACCUGAUACAUAAAUCUAAACUGAUUCAGAGGCUAAAAAGAGUGAAAUCAAAAAUUUGUUUCCUUCUAAUGUAUAUGAUCCCAAAAAGAAACAAAAUGAUUAAAUUAUGCAACUCUAUCAUAUAAGAAAUUAAUAUACAGCUCUAAUGAAAUUGGCUGAUUAUCUUGAACAACUAAUACCAAUAGUUAAUGACUCUAAACUUACUUUCAUUACAAUGAAAUCUAAAUUUAACAUGUAUAUUGAAUAUUUAAGAAUGAUUUCAAAACAACUUUACAAAAAAUUAAAGCAAAGAUUUUAAUUCUUUUAAUAAACUUUAGGAUCAUUUGAUAGAUUUUAGUUAUUAGAAAAGUAAGUGAUGAUUGAAGAUUAACCAAAACUUGAAAAAGUUCAGCUUAGAGAAGGAAAUAGCGAAGGAAUUUUUAAUUGGGUUAAUAAAAAUGUUUUUAAGAAAAUUCAAUGUGAACCUUGUGACUCAUUGAACUUUAAUAAGCAAUAUUAAGAAAUCAAUAUUGAAUUAUAUCAAGAAUUGUUAAAGAUGUUAUAAGAUUCAUUUUAUAAAUAUGAGGAUGAUUCGGAUCUUUAAUUAAAAAGAAUUAAAUGUUUACUUUAUUUAUUAAUGAUAAAUACAGCUAGAUCUAGAGUUUUAUUUUAGGUAGAGUUAUAAAAUGUCGAUUACAAAGCUGAAGAACUUUUAUUAACUAAGGCUCGUGAUGAACCAGAUGCACUAUCAGAAAAAGUCACUAAUAUUUUAGCUUAAUAUAAUUUAAAUUAUUAUUGA